Molecule: messenger RNA, 4117 nt
Organism: Periophthalmus magnuspinnatus
Lineage: Eukaryota; Metazoa; Chordata; Actinopteri; Gobiiformes; Gobiidae
Gene: ncbp3
Product: nuclear cap binding subunit 3
Exons: 13
Coding region: 15-1994 (659 amino acids)
Cellular component (GO): nucleus; cytosol
Molecular function (GO): RNA 7-methylguanosine cap binding; mRNA binding
Source: RefSeq, a predicted model, not a curated record
AACCCGCAGACAACAUGGCGGCCGUGAGGAGCCUGCGAGUGUCCCUCCCGCCCCACAGCGGCUCCGAGUGCUCCGACUCAGAAUCGGACCGGGACCCGCGCGAGGCCGAGCCCAUGGAGGUGGAGGAGGGAGAGCUGGAGCCGGAGCCGGGGCCCGGGCCGGGGCCGGGGCCGGAGGACGUGUCGGUGAAGCGGUCUCUGAAGGAGCUUCUGCCGGACACGAGUCGCAGAUAUGAAAACAAGGCUGGAGCUUUCAUCACCGGGAUCGACGUCAACUCAAAGGAGGCCAUAGAGAAGAAGGAGAAGAGAGCUCAGCGUUUCCAUUUCCAGGCUGAGGAGAGCGCCCCCCAGAGGAACGUCUGCCUCGACAAGGACAGCAUCAAGAAAGCGAUCCCUCUUGUGCGUUUGGAGGCCCUGCACAUGUCGGGGGUGGAUGACAUGAGUACCCAGGAUGUGUUCGGGUACUUCAGAGAGUACCCGCCCGCUCACAUCGAGUGGAUCGACGACACGUCCUGUAACGUGGUUUGGUUGGACGAGGACACCUGCGUCCGAGCGCUCGUCAACACCAGCCGCAUGCCCCGCCCCUCAGACACUGUCCCCGCAGACCAGACGGACGCCGCAGACGACCAAUCAGAGAGCAGCAAAGGUACAGACAGCCAAUCAGAGAGCAGCAAAGGUACACUCAGCCAAUCAGAGAGCAGCAAAGGAUGCAGAGGUCAAAGGUCGGACGACGACGAUGAGGAGGAGGAUGAAGAAGAGGGGGAGGUGGAGGAGAAGAAGGAGACGACAGAGACCGUGACGGAGGGACAGCUCCAGGACCUGUCUGGAGCGGAGGUGGAGUCUCUGAUGAGGAAUGACCUGCGACCUGCCCUCAAACCUUUUAAAGGAAACAAACUGCUGCUGCGAUUCGCCACACACGACGAUAAAAAGGAGCCUGGAGCCGCUCGACGCAGCAGAUACUACAUGAAAUAUGGAAACCCCAACUACGGAGGCAUGAAGGGCAUCCUCAGCAACUCAUGGAAGCGUCGGUAUCAUAAUCGUCGGAUCCAGAGGGACGUCCUGAAGAGUAAAAAGCCUCUGAUCGGGGACAGUCUGGGCCACACCCCCCCGUACCCCCACAGGCACUCAGCGGAGCUGGUGAACCUCCCAGAGGAGCCCAUAAAGGAGGAGGAGGAGGACGAGGACGAAGACAUGGACUCGGACGACCGCGUGGUGGAGUACAGAGAGAGAGGGGAGAGAGAGAGGAGUGCGAGGGGCGCGGCGCACAGCCGAAGCCCCUCCUCCGGCUCCUCCUCCGGCUCUGAUGACAUGGACUACGACCUGGAGCUCAAGAUGAUCUCCACUCCCUCCCCCAAGAAGAGCAAGAAGAUGACCAUGUACGCAGACGAGCUGGACAGCCGCCUCAAGAGCAUCCGGAACCGUCUGGGCGGGGCAGCUCCUCAGAGGAAACCGUCGCCUCCGCCAAAAGUCACCGACGUGCGACAGCUGCUGGAGGAGAAGAGGCAGGGACAGAGGAGAGAGCACCCCCCGCAGGCGUCCACGGGGAAGACAGAUGUUCAUCACCGUUUGGGGAAGAGACGGCGCUCCACCUCCCCCCGCUCGCCAUCUCCUCCGCGGGACCCUCCCCCUGAGCGAGAGCCAAUCAGAGACGUGCACCGCAGACUGGGCGUGGCCAAAGACAGAAAGACGGGAGGUUUGUGGAGCCGUCUGGGUUCAUCCGAUGACGACUCUGCUCCUGUUCGUCGAGCGGCCUUCUCCACAUCCACCAGGGCGGCGACAGAGAAGCGCAAACCUCGGGCGCACAGACGGGACACAGAAGAAGAGGAAGAGGAGGAGGAGGAGCAGGAAGAGGACUCACAGCUGCAGCGUGUUUGGGGCGCCAUGAUUAAAAAGAAACAGUCCAGCCACAAAAACGUGAAGAAAAGUCGCCUGGACAACCUGCCCUCGCUCCAGAUCGAGAUCAGCCGCGACUCCACCGACGAGUCCGACAACUGACUCAGAGAGUACCCCAAAAGCAGGCAGAGAGAACCCCAAAGACCAGACAGAGAGAAGCUGAAAACGAGGCUGAGAGAACCCUGAAAACGAGGCUGAGAGAACCCUAAAAAACAGCUAGAGUACCUCAAAAAAACAGGCAAAGUGAUCCUCAAACCAGUCAGAGAGAGGCAGAUGGAGAGCUUGAGAAACAGGCAGAGAGUACCCUGAAAACAAAGAGGUCAAAGGUUCAUGUGGACCCGUGCGGAGGCUUCUGUCCGUCCUGUACCUGAGCCAACCACCGGGGGCAGUAGUGAACACAGAUAAAAACAAAGUGAUUAGAACAGUAAACGCUUCUCUCACCUCGUUUUCUUAACUCUGCCCCUCAAACGGGAUCUGAACGCUGCCGUGUGCGCCCUCUGUUGGUUGUUUAAGAGAACACAGCCGUGACAUUACAAACGUCUGGAGGUAUAAAUGCAGUUACGGUUGGAACGCACGAGUCUGUUUACGUACCAAAGGAGAACGUUAAUGAGCCUGGAAAAAACGAGACAGGACCCAAAGUGCACUCUGAAAGGAAUAUUUACAUGAAUUAAAAUGGCUUGAAUUCAGAAUAUUGAAGUUUUGACAGUAUUUAGUUGGAUUUUUGGACUUGCCGACUUAAUAAGUCACAAAUCUUUAUUACACAGACAGAUAAUUGUGCUUUAAAUAUGAAAAAAAUAAAUAAGACAGCAGUUUGUGAAAAAAUCAAGUCCAACAAAAUAAAUCUUCCGCAGCCAAAAUGACUCAGAUGUUGCCGGGCAAAUCUACACUGAAAUAUCUUUGUUUUAUACAGAGAGAUGAACCAAACGUGAUCGGCCAAUCAGAUGUGUUUAUUUCAGUGACUCGUGUGAAACUAAGGAGCUCAUUGGUCACAGAUAAUUUACAAACAAACGCACAUUUCUCCUCCUCAGAUGAACAGUUUAGUGUUUCUUUCACUGAUUUUGCAGCCAUCUUUUUCAGUCCCUGAGAUAUUUUCAUUCUUUUUUUUUUUUUUCCUCAUAAGCCGCCAUGUUUUGAUCCCUCUCCCUGAUUGGCUGAUCCAUCUGAAAAAGCAGAGCGUGAUCAGACUCACGUCUCCAGAAAUUAUUAUUCUGAAUUCAAGUCAUUUAAAUUUAUGCAGAAGUUCUGUUUUUGUUGUUAUUGUGCCUAGAAAUGGAGUGGACCAGAAAAAAAAUGAAAGUAAAUUACUCAAAAGAAAUGAAUUUUGGGAGAAACGAGACAUUCCAGAGACGAGCCGCCGCCGCCGCCGCAGACGCCAUUUUGGUCACGGGCAGGAAAGGGUUAAAUUUAAACACCAUAGAAACGUUUAAAAAUGUGACGCUAGGACAUGACGUCAACCGAGUUAAUGGUUUCAGACGCCGUGGUGGCUCCCCCUGGUGGCACAAUCCGUUACUGUUUUAAUUUAUAAUCGCACUUUUGAGGCGCCGCCGUGGAGCGUCAAACCCGAAAUGUGAUUAAAUGAGUGGACGCCAUAUCGAGGAAGCAGCAAGGAAUGAAUGAUUUGAGACAGUGUUUAUACAAGUUCACAGAAUCCGAAAAAAAUUUAAAAAAAUGGAUUUAGCGUGACGAGGCGGGGUUUGGCUGCGGACGCCGUGUGGGAGGAGUUUAAAGUCGCACAGAUUCAAAUGGCGUCUUUUCCAGUAUUUGAUGCAAUAAUAUUUCCUGUAUAAAUUGUUCAGCUACGUGAAGUUACAGGAAUUACACUGUUUUAACUUUUUUUUUUUUUUUGCUGCCUCCGAAUGAGCUCAUUUCAAACCGCAAGCAGCAAUGGUGGCCUGCGCUCCAUAGUCUAUGAAACGUGAUACUUGGUCAUAAUCUGCACGUUCCUCUGCCGAUCGUGCGUUUAUGCAUCUGUUAAACAAAAUGGCGUCUGUCAGAAGCGGCGUCUCCUGCGCUCAUCCUGCUUCCUGAUUGGUGGGAAAGGCUGGAGUCUGCUUCCUGAUUGGUGGAGCGCUCUCCGCUGAAGACACUGGACCAAUCCGCUCUCUGUUUGGUCUAAACGGCAAAACUUUGGACUGAUCCUGAUUUAGUUUGAAAUGAACUUUUGUGACGAGAAUCAGAACUUCCUGGAUUUGAGUCUCCACUUUGUAAAUAAAUUUUUUUUUUUG